Messenger RNA from Labeo rohita (rohu), 3090 nucleotides. It is a transcript of the gene cntf, whose product is annotated as ciliary neurotrophic factor. NCBI's taxonomy places the organism in Eukaryota, Metazoa, Chordata, Actinopteri, Cypriniformes, Cyprinidae. Bases 168 to 770 code for a protein of 200 amino acids. Gene Ontology annotation, biological process: negative regulation of neuron apoptotic process; ciliary neurotrophic factor-mediated signaling pathway. Gene Ontology annotation, molecular function: ciliary neurotrophic factor receptor binding. The transcript has 4 exons. The record is from RefSeq and is a predicted model, not a curated record.
GCUAAUUCAGAACUACAGCUUCAAACGGGAGAACAGCGUUUUGGAAGUCGUGUUGUAAGUCAUGCGAGUUCAUUUGGCGACAGUGAAACAACCGCUAUUGAGAAACAGCGUCUGAAGAUCAUCACCAUUUAACAUUCAUACAGUCUACGUAGGUGUUUUGUGUAUAAAUGGCUGGCAGAGGUACAAACGGUCGUCAUGGUUUGCGGGGCCACGCAGGGAGAACCGCAGCUUUAGCCCUGCUGGUUCAUAAGGAAUGCACUCAACUCCUGGAGUUAUACAGAAACAGUGAAUCAUUGCCAUCCUCACCGGUUGACGAAGGUUACUUAGUGUCUAUUCCUCCACUGGUUCCUCAGUUGUCAGAUGCAGAAAAAAUAUCUCUCCUGCAUGCUGCGCUCAAGGAGUGUCUGCGACUUCUGGAAGAUGUCAUUACGCGGGAGGACGCAGAAUUUUCCGACGACGACGAAGAAGACAGCGAGUACAAGAGAAAACGGAAAACUGUGAGGGAUCGUCUGGGGCACCUGUUGACCAGCACAGAGCAGCUACUAGUGAACGGCCCAAAAUUUGAAGCUAAAGUUAAAGAGGAGCUGGAUGGUCAGGCAGACAGCGGGAGUUUCGGUCUGAAGAUGUGGAUUGUGCGAGUGCUGCAGGACCUCGUGCACUGGACUGGCCAAACAUCUGACAUUCUCCGAUCUCUGCCAGCAGAGAUGGAGAAAGCACCAAAGACAAUGUCUCGGAGGACAAGAAGAGGCGCCGGAAAAAUAAGGAAGUGAAACUGGAUAUGUGAUAAAAAAAAAAAGAAAACGAAAGGGUGGAGAGGAAGAGGAUAGUAUGAUAAGAAUGAGGAGAAGGAAUUUCAUUGCAGCAUGGAGAAUGUAGAGAGUCAGAGGAUCUGGAUGCGGUCACUGGAAUUCAGCAUUCCAGCAUUUGGAAAGCAUGGGGGGAGGGUUUGAACAAGAUAUUAUUCAAGAUAUUAUUUUAUUAUUAUUUUAAUAUAUUUCUUGGUUAUUAAAAUGAGAUUUUAAAUUGUAGCAAUGAAUGUACAUGUACUGUAAGAGUUUUUGUUUUUUUGUGGAUUUAUUGCCUUUUGAGAUUGUUGAGUCAUAGUAGACACUGCAGACAGGGUUUCGUUUUUUUUUUUUUUUGGACCGUGAUGAUCAAAGUGAGAAAGUGAGUUCGAGUGAGUAUGAGUUUAUUUGUGUAUGUAAAGCAUAGUUCACACAAAAUUGAACAUUCUGUCAUCAUUUACUCAUUUACUAAACCUGCAUUAUUUUCUCUUGUGGACAUAAAAGAAAAUAUACAAAUGUUUGCAGCACUUUAGAUUUCAUUUGUUAACAUUAGUUAGCUGAACUUAACCUAAACUUAACUUCAACAAGUACAAACAUGUUUUUAAAAUCAGAAGUUGUACACUACCAGUCAAAAGUUUUUUAAGAAUGUUAAUGUUUUUUGAAAAGCAAUAAUAUUGUAAAAUAUUUGUACAAAUUAAAUAACUGCUUUCAGUUUGAAUAUGUUUUAAAAUGUAAUUUAUUCCUGAGAUCAAAGCUAAAUUUUCAGCAUCAUUACUCCAGUCUUUAGUGUCACAUGAUCCUUCAGAAAUCAUUCUAAUAUGCUGAUUUUGCUGUUCAAUCAAUUUUGUUAUUAUUAUUAUCAAUAUUUAAAACAGUUGAGUACUUUUUUUCAGGAUUCUUUGAUAAAUAGAGAGAUUCAAAGAUCAGCAUUUAUCUGAAAUACCAUACCAAAUACUAUUCAAAAGCAAUAAUUUCAUUUUAUUUUUUUUUUUAAUUAAUACUUUUAUCUAGCCAGGAUGCUUUAAAAUGAUCAAAAGUGAUGAAAAAGACAAUGUUACAAAAGAUUUCAAUUUCAGAUAAAUGCUGUUUUUUUUAACUUUCUGUUCAUCAAAGAAGCCUGAAAAAAUUCUACUCCAUUUUCAACAUAAUAAUAAUAAUAAUAAAUGACUUUGAGCAGCAAAUAAGAAUAUCAGAAUGAUUUCUGAAGGAUUGUGUGACUGAAGUAAUGAUGCUAAAAUUCAGGUUUGAAAUCAUAGGAAUAAAUGACAUUUUAAAAUGUAUUCAAAUGUAUAUAUAUAUACACAUAUAUAUAUAUAUAUAUAUAUAUAUAUAUAUUUAAAAAUUGUACUGUUUUUGCUGUACUUUGCAUCAAAUAAAUGCCGGCUUGGUGAGCAGAAGAGGCCGGUAGUGUAUCUGUUAACAUUACUUGUAUGUUAACAAACGUGAGCAAUAAACAAUGAACUAUUGUACUAUUGCUCAUUGUUAGUUCACAUGAGCAUUAACUAAUAUUAACAAUUACGACUUUACUGUAAGUAAAAUGUUACCAAAAUUUCUUUCUUUUGCUUGCUUUUUCUUUUUGUACAAUGCAAUUUACUGAUGUCUUGUUUUGUUUGGACCCCAACAUUCUUCAAAAUAUCUUUUUUGUACAGAUUUGGAAGUCAUGACAAAAAGUGAGUAAAUGAUGAAAGAAUAUACUAUCCCUGGAGAUUUCUUCUCAAUAUAAUAAUCUACUGUUACAAAUAUCUUGAACGAUCUACUGUACAACCAGUGAUGUAUGUUUUUAAAAAGUUCACAUUUCUCAUUCAAAUGCUUCUCAUUCCUGUUACAUAUGCAGUGGGCAGUUAUUAAGUGCACCAUCUGUUGAUGUUUGUUUGGAUUACUGCUUUCAUCCACACUUAUGAAACACUCCUGCCCUCUGCUGGCUACAUAAAGUUCUGCUUUUUAUUCCAGGUCAGUUUGUCAGAUGUGACUUUGGUCUUAGUGACAGGGAGAAGUGUCCAGACAAGGCCUUUUCGUGAUGAUUUUGUGAGUCCUUUACACUGAUUUUAGUAUGUUCAGUAUCUACUCAAAAUGUAGGCUAUAUCUUAGCAAUCCUGGGUCGGUCUUUGAUUUAGGUGACGUACUGUAUAGAGAAAUCUGAUGAAAGAGCAUUAAUGAUUCAGCACCUGGUUAUUAUAUGAAGAGACUGGAAUUGGUGAAGAAAGUAAAACGCUACCAUAUAAUAAUUUAUUAAUAAUAAAUGCGUUUUAAACUUGCACUGCAAUAAAUGGCAAUAUCUGAGCUGUCAUUCAAACAGGUUGCUGUC